Cornus florida is the source of this 1091-nucleotide messenger RNA. RefSeq names its product transcription factor IBH1-like. The record is from RefSeq and is a predicted model, not a curated record. Gene Ontology annotation, molecular function: protein dimerization activity. The transcript has 2 exons. Bases 266 to 703 code for a protein of 145 amino acids. Gene Ontology annotation, biological process: regulation of DNA-templated transcription. Lineage: Eukaryota; Viridiplantae; Streptophyta; Magnoliopsida; Cornales; Cornaceae.
UAUAAGACUAUAAGUGGAUAUUGUGUCAGAAAUAAUGAUCAGAACUGAAGUUUCCUUUUGUCCUUCUGAGCAAGAAGGACCCUCUGUGUCAGAAUAAAUCUUUAUCUCCAAAAGGAAGCCCGUUGUACUAACAUAUAUAUAUAUAUAUAUAUAUAUAUAUAUAUAUAUAUAUAUAUAAUCACAAUCAGCUAGCUACAUACAUAUAUACCCAUCUCCAAAACCCUAAUUUUUCUUUCAAUCUCCCUCUAUCUCAUUUUUGGUUUCUAUGACUCCUUAUAGCUUAACCUUAAAACCUAGUUCUAAUGGUUCUUCCAUUAGAACUAGGUUUGCUUAUAGGUUUCUUAGAGGCUUGAAGAGAUUGAACAAGGACAAACCCAUAAAUAGUAACACAUCUUCUUCUGCUAUGGAGAUAUAUAAUCGUUAUCGUCUGAUUAAGUUUGCUGCUAAUGCAUCCAUGGCUUCAACGGUCGGGUCAAGGCGGGUAUGGAGUCGGGCCGUACUUAGGAGAAUCCGAUUCCGCGUUUCUGUGAGAGGAAGAAGGAGGUCUGGGGCCUUAUUAAGGAGAAGAGAGAGACUUGGGCGGGCCAACAAGCUCCGGAAGCUCGUGCCCGGAGGAGAAGCCAUGGAUAUGCAAAGCUUGUUGGCAGAGACUGCACACUACAUAAAGUGCCUCACCACCCAGGGCUCGUCUUGCUGUUGUUGAAGGCAGCCCCUCUCAUACUUUUUUGAGUCUGUCUCUGGACGUUCUUUACAAGUUCUUACACACUCCUGCUUCAAAGAAGUAGAGAGAUUGUUUUCUGAAUGCAUAUACCUCAAAAGUGCUAUACAUUGACAAGUAUAUAUAGCUGCAAAAUAUACAAAAGAACUCUUGAUCAAAGACACAGAGUAGUAUGUAGCAAGAGUGAAAGCGGAUGUGAGAGCAGGAGCGUGAAAGCGGCAACAUCUAAAAUUUGAUCUAAACGGGAGCGCCUCAAGAGCGCUUGUACACAUGUAUGCUAUUAUAUGUGUAAAAUGUUUUCAAUAUUUGUACAUAUAGUAAAAAACGAUUAUAUAAAAUGUGAAAUAAUAAAUGUGAUUUCAUGUGACAAAUC